AUGUUUGCAUUUGACGAAAUGCAUCUGUCGCGCCCGCCACUGCUUGUACCUUCACCGUCUGGCAGCACCUUACCCGUUGAACGGAAUCGUCACUCACGUAAGGUAACGCGCGAUAUUGCAGCAUUGGAUUUCUUGCAGAAUAUUCCUAUGCGCUCUGAGUGUGUCGCCGCUGAUCCACUGACCCCGUCAGAAGUGAAGACUGAAAUGUCGACCAUGAAUGGCACCAAAGCUGUAACACCGGUUUCAGAUAGCGAAGGUUCAGGUGGUUUGGAACGCGAGCCUCUGGCUGGACGAAGACUUCCAGGCAUGGCGACCACUAUCGUGCGCGUACCUUCAAUGUUCCGAUACCGCUUUACCACCAAAUUUCCGGCGGCUUCGGCCGUCGUGCGACGAUGGGAAGGCGUCACCAUUGAGCAAGGCUUGCUCGAUUCCCGACUCUUUUUUUCUCAGGGCUGCGGAUACCCGCUAGCUACCACCAUAAUCAUUAACUAUAACGACAACGAGACGGCUGCGAGGAGAAGGCGCAUUGCAUCCAUGAGCAGCAUUUUGGCCCUCGAGCGGUCACCACCAACGUACUACGACUGGCGGGGUACGUCAUAUUUCCGUCUGCUGCACGCCACUUGGUCAGCCUGUGAUCCAGAUCGAGACCAGGAGGACGCGCACCCUGAACAAGUUCCAUUCUCUGCGAACUUCUUAGACGAUCCUGAAUUUCGACAGGGUCGUCAUCGACAUGUUGUGCGAGGUGACAAGAGCCUUGGCCCAAUUGUGUCGAGCAUCUUGCUAUUCGUGAAGCCUCAUGAACUUAAAGAUGAACUGAAUCAGAAAUUUCAAGAGAAGCACGGGUGGUGGCUCCAGGAUCCAUCGCUGUCGCUGAGUAAGCUUCGGCAUUUGAAGCGUCAGGCACUUAUGUGCAGCCAGCGGCUGGGACUAGAAGUUGCAACUGUGGCUCUCGCCUGUGUUUUGUUUGAAAAGCUUGUGCUACAACAUUACAUCACAAAAGUUAAUCGCAAACUUUACAUGGCUGUGUGCUUCCUAUUAGCUGUCAAAUUUAACGAACCUUGUACAUCCGUCGAGCGCAAACGUGUUGUACGGCAGCUUUUGGAAGAUAUCGAUCGGGUUCACGGAAUUCCAGCACGCGAUAUUCUUAAAGCAGAGUUCACGGUCUACGCACAGCUUUCCUUCAAUCUUCAUGUUCCCAUCGCUGAAGUUCAUCCACACUUCGCUCGAUUGCUAAAACUUGUUGAAAGCAAUCCUCGUAAAUAUUUAGAUGACGACGUCUUCACGUCAUACUCGGCACUUUUAGCGAUUGAAGAGCAAGCAGAAAAUUCAAGUAUAAUUCUGUCUGAUCCAUUGGACCGUUUUGAUGAAAUUACGAUUGGGGAGGUGCGUUUAAGUCAUGAUGAUGACGGGAUUAUUAAGGACAAUGAUCAAAGAGGAAACAGUAAAAAAAGCACAGGAGGUGGAAGCAAGAAUGCAUAUAGCGAAUCGGUGUUUCCAUGGCAAAACGUUUCUUUUUCUCAAUGGUGGCGACGGCACCGAAGUCCGCGAGAGCGACAAGAGCCACCACAUACUUCCACCCCGUAA
Molecule: messenger RNA, 1584 nt
Organism: Plasmopara halstedii
Lineage: Eukaryota; Oomycota; Peronosporomycetes; Peronosporales; Peronosporaceae
Product: Cyclin ik3-1/CABLES
Exons: 2
Coding region: 1-1584 (527 amino acids)
Biological process (GO): regulation of cell cycle
Source: RefSeq, a predicted model, not a curated record